Messenger RNA from Thyridium curvatum, 393 nucleotides. RefSeq lists its product as uncharacterized. Gene Ontology annotation, molecular function: structural constituent of ribosome. Gene Ontology annotation, cellular component: cytosolic small ribosomal subunit; ribosome. The record is from RefSeq and is a predicted model, not a curated record. Lineage: Eukaryota; Fungi; Ascomycota; Sordariomycetes; Thyridiales; Thyridiaceae. Gene Ontology annotation, biological process: translation. Bases 1 to 393 code for a protein of 130 amino acids. The transcript is spliced from 3 exons.
AUGGUCAAGACUUCCGUCCUCCACGAUGCUCUCAAGAGCAUCAACAACGCCGAGAAGGCCGGCAAGCGCCAGGUCAUGAUCCGCCCCAGCUCCAAGGUCAUCACCAAGUUCCUGCAGGUCAUGCAGAAGCACGGCUACAUUGGCGAGUUCGAGGAGGUCGAUGACCACCGUGCCGGCAAGAUCGUUGUCCAGCUCAACGGCCGCCUGAACAAGACCGGUGUUAUCUCCCCCCGAUUCAACGUCCGCCUGACCGACCUCGAGAAGUGGGUUGUCCGCCUGCUCCCCGCCCGUCAGUUCGGCUAUGUCAUCCUGACCACCUCGGCUGGUAUCAUGGACCACGAGGAGGCUCGUCGCAAGCACGUCUCUGGCAAGAUCAUCGGCUUCUUCUACUAA